This is a messenger RNA of Trypanosoma cruzi, 1632 nucleotides long. Its product is annotated as chromatin binding protein, putative. Gene Ontology annotation, molecular function: guanyl-nucleotide exchange factor activity. NCBI's taxonomy places the organism in Eukaryota, Euglenozoa, Kinetoplastea, Trypanosomatida, Trypanosomatidae. Gene Ontology annotation, cellular component: cytoplasm. The record is from RefSeq and is a predicted model, not a curated record. The coding region runs from base 1 to 1632 and encodes 543 amino acids. The transcript has a single exon.
AUGGAAGAGACGUCGCGCAAUCAUCAUGACCAUCCUGCGCGCGACCCGUCCUCACGCGUGGCCAUUGCAGUAUGUGGCUGUGGCAAUGACGGUCGCCUUGGCUUAGGGGAAUGUGAAUCACAAAGUCGCAUUACACUCCUCCCUUUUUUUUUGGAGAGCGCACUUCACAAGAAAAAUAGCAAUGGGAGCGAGGGAAAUGGCACUGAAGAAUUAAUAGGCGGUAUCCGCGCAGUGCGUGUCGGUGGAUAUCACAAUUUUGUCAUCACCACGACGGGCGUGUAUGGGUGGGGUCUAAACGAAAAUGGCCAGCUUGGUUUGGGGAGCCACUCUGCGGCGUGUGUGCCGCUUCCCACCCGCAUUCCCUUUUUUAAUGAAAUGACCGUUAUAGACAUUCAAUGUGGUGCCUACCACACUUUUGCAUGGACCACAAAUGGGCUUUUUGUGUGUGGAAAAAAUACUGAUGGGCAGCUUGGUUUACCAGGUGAGGAGGAUCACUUCUCAUUUACGAUGUUGCUGACGGCUGCGCAGGCCAACAACAGCAGCGUCAGGGAGGAUGAAGAAAGUGGCGGGUGCCGUCUUAUUCAACGGGGUCAGCUGACACAUAUGAGCUGCGGUACGCACCAUACGCUUCUUGCGUUCCGUGAUGUAUUUGUGGUGAAAGAAAUUCAAGACGAGACGCAGCAACAGCACUACCAGCUUCUUAUCGCGGCGGCGGGGAAGGGGGAUUUUGGUGAACUCGGCUACGACGGAGACAUGUGGUCUGUACUAGAGGCUAAAACAAAGGCUAUGCAAUCCGCACUGUGCCAUGGGUUACGGCGGCAGCAGGAAGAAAAGGAUUCUGACGCCGCUAUGCGUAUCUCCCUUGAGAAGAGUUGGAAGCCAUUGAAACCUCGUCGAGCCGUCUUUUCCUCUUGGUGCUUCCAACCGGUGCGUCUCCCCAUUCUACUUGAUCCAAUUGAGGCACCAUCGGAUAAGCCCACUUGUGAAAUUGUGAGCCUUCAUGCAAUGCACUUGCAUUCCGCAGUGGUUCUACGCGAUAAUUCUGUGGAGUCACGGUCCGGUGGUGUCGGUCGCAAGCGAACCUUUCACUGGGGCUGCUACUACCUCAAUGUUUUGGAGGAUGACGCCUCCUCUAUUCCGCGUGAAGAAGAGAGAGAAGAAGUUUCUCUGCACGCAGGCAAUGAAUCACUGUUCCGCUACUCCACUUCGGCCUCCACCUCCCACGCCGCGGUAGAGGUGAUAGGGAGCGGCGUGCUUGGGUUGGGCGAAGAGGAUUCAUUUGUGAAGUCUUGGACCCCGUUGCCGCUCCCUCAAGAGGCAAAAAACCUUUGCGUCCGAGCCAUCACUGGGAGGGAGCAUUAUCUUAUCCUGCUAGAGGAUACCCUUGUUGUUGGAUUUGGCGAUAAUAUGCACGGGCAACUUGGAGCUGGAUGUGUGGAGGAUGUCGUGUUGGAUCCCACUGUCGUUCUUCGAGCCGGUGACGCCGUGAGAAGUCCUGCGUCGUUGGCCGGGGAGGGACUUUGGAGGGUGGAGGCCAUUCACGAUGCAGCUUGUGGUGCACGUCAUUCCGUUUAUCUCUUGAAGAUUUCUCUAGUAACUUCUGCGGAAUCCAGCUCCACACCUCGUGGGUAA